AUGGUUCGAGUUCUACUAAGCGGUGGGUCUGGCUUUAUUGCCGCUCAUGUCCUGGAUGAGCUCCUUGACGACGGCCACUCCGUCGUGACCACUGUGCGCUCACAAGAGAAGGCCGACAAGAUCAAAGAGGCUCACUCGAAAUUCGGCAAGGACAAACUGGAUUUCGCCAUCGUCGAAGAUGUUGCUCAAGAAGGCGCAUUUGACAAGGCGGUCGUCUCGGAGCCACCGUUCGAAGCUGUGAUUCACACUGCUUCACCAUUUCAUUUCAACGUGACGGACGUGCAGAAGGAACUUUUGGACCCCGCCGUCCUCGGCACAACUGGCAUUUUGAAGUCCAUUAAGAAAAACGCUCCGUCGGUCAAACAGGUCGUCAUUACUUCCUCGUUUGCCUCCAUCGUGGACGGCACGAAAGGCCCCAGACCGGAGUACACGUACACCGAGGCCGACUGGAAUCCUGUUACCCAGGAACAAGCUGUCAAAGACCCGUCCACUGGCUACCGUGCAAGCAAGACCUUUGCCGAGCGCGCAGCUUGGGACUUCGUUGAGAAAGAGAACCCGAACUUUUCCCUCGCAACCAUUUGUCCGCCGCUCGUGUUGGGACCAAUUGUUCACUACCUUAAUUCACUCGACUCUUUAAACACGUCUAAUCAACGCAUUCGUGACAUCGUUCAAGGCAAAGCGAAGGACGAAAUUCCAGAGACUGGUGUAUUCCUCUGGGUCGAUGUUCGUGACCUAGCGCGGGCACAUGUCCUGGCGAUUGAGAAGAAGGAUGCUGCCAACAAGCGUUUUUUCAUUGUUGCUGGGUACUUCUCAAACCGCGAGAUUGCAGAAAUUGUCGCAGAACACUACCCACAAUACAAGGAGGGCUUGCCGACGAAGGACACUCCUGGUGGAGACUACCCGAAAGAUGGCGUGUACAAGUUCGACAAUUCGAGGUCGAAGGAGGUACUUGGCCUUACCUACCGGUCACUCAACGACUCUAUCAAGGACACCGUGAAGAGCUUACAAGCCGUGGGCGUGUAG
Molecule: messenger RNA, 1023 nt
Organism: Dissoconium aciculare CBS 342.82
Lineage: Eukaryota; Fungi; Ascomycota; Dothideomycetes; Mycosphaerellales; Dissoconiaceae
Product: NAD(P)-binding protein
Exons: 1
Coding region: 1-1023 (340 amino acids)
Molecular function (GO): oxidoreductase activity, acting on the CH-OH group of donors, NAD or NADP as acceptor
Source: RefSeq, a predicted model, not a curated record